AUGGAGGAUCAAAAGCAAUUUAAGUUGGAGAUAGGUAACUUCUCGGAGAAGGAAUCUGUGAUAUCAUCACCAAAGUUCUUAAGCGGCGGCUGCGAAUGGUACGUUAACGUUUUUCCCAAAGGAGUUUGCAUUAAUGAUCAGUCCAUGUAUCUGUACCUCUGCGUUGGAAACCCUAAAUCAUUGCGACCUGGAUGGAAAAUACGAGCUAGUUUUUCCUUCGCUGUGUUGAAUCAAUCACUCGAAGAGCUCUAUAGACUAGAUGAACGGUGCCGAUUGUUCAGCGCUCACAUACUAGCAUGGGGUCGUUCUGUGCCUCGUGAGAAGCUUCAAGAAAAAGGGUUUUUGGAGAAGAAUAAACUCAUCAUAAAAACCCAAGUAAAAGUAGUUGAAGUUGUUAAUGAAGGAGAUGUAAGUGGGAAUGAUCUUUUAGAUCGUGUCCGAUAUAUGGGUUCAAAGGCGUAUUCAGUGGUAAAGCUUUUCAAAAGGCACCCGGACAUUGCAAGGAGUUUCAGACCAAGAAAGCAACUGGUGAAGACAGCAUGCAUAAACGACUUCCUCGGUUUCAUGCAGAUACUGGGUGAGCCUCCAUAUAGCUUAUCCCAGACUGAGCUAAGCAACACUCUCAGGAAUUUGAUCGAGCUAGCAGAAGCGGGAUUCACGCUAGACUGGAUAAAGGAAGAGCAUGAUAAGAUCCAAGAACGUGAGUCCAAGACUAUGAUAGCUGCACUGAAUAAGGGGGGCAAGGCUAUUAUUAGACACUGGCUCAAGGGUGUUGUUCCCUCUUGGAAAGGAUUCAAGAUCAUCGCCAAGACCGUAGGAAACGAGGUGGAUGAGGAAACAGGUUACGUGCCAGUGAUAUGCGCCCUCGCACGAUGCAAACAUAAAGACAUAGAGGCGGUCUGGGAGGCGGUUAAGUACGCGAAGAGGCCUAACAUACUCAUAUUCAUAUCUACCAGUGACAUUCACAUCAAAUAUAAGUUGAAAAAGACUAAAGAAGAAGUCAUCGAGAUGGCCGCUAGUAGUAUUAGGUUCGCUAGGUCCAAUGACGUCCAAAUCGGUUGCGAAGAUGCCGGCAGGUCGGAGAAAGAUUUUCUAUGCAAGAUUCUAGGAGAAGCGAUAAAAGCGGGCGUGACCACGGGGAACAUUGCGGACACGGUAGGGAUCAACAUGCCGGAAGAAUACGGAGAACUUGUGAGAUGCCUCAAAGCAAACACUCCUGGAAUCGAUGAUGUUAUCUUCAGCGUUCACUGUCACAACGACCUUGGUAAUGCUACCGCCAACGCAAUCGCCGGUGUAUGCGCGGGAGCAAGACAAUUUGACGUAACGGUCAACGGAAUAGGCGAAAGAAGUGGAAAUGCGCCACUUGAAGAGGUCGUGAUGGCUUUGAAAUGUCGAGGAGCAGACGUGAUGGAUGGUGUUUACACUAGAAUAGACACACGCCAAAUUAUGGCUACCAGCAAGAUGGUCCAAGAAUAUACAGGCUUGUAUGUUCAACCACAUAAGCCUAUAGUUGGAGCCAACUGUUUUGUUCAUGAGAGCGGCGUUCAUCAGGAUGGAAUAUUGAAAAAUCGGAGUACAUAUGAGAUCUUAUCACCAGAACAUAUUGGGGUUGUCAAAUCUCAAAAUUCUGGAAUUGUUCUUGGAAAGCUUAGUGGACGCCAUGCGGUGAAAGAUCGGCUGAAAGAGUUGGGAUAUGAAAUCGAUGAUGAAAAAUUGAACGACACCUUCUCACAGUUCAGGGAUUUAACCAAGAAGAAAAAGAGAAUCACGGAUGCUGAUCUCAAGGCAUUAGUAACCUGUGGUGAUGAAAUCUCGUCAGAGAAACUAAACGGCGCUAGCGGUAAAGAGACUAACGGCUAUGUACCACUCCCUCAGAUUUCCUCAUAA
This is a messenger RNA of Eutrema salsugineum, 1887 nucleotides long. RefSeq names its product methylthioalkylmalate synthase 1, chloroplastic. The record is from RefSeq and is a predicted model, not a curated record. Gene Ontology annotation, cellular component: chloroplast. Gene Ontology annotation, molecular function: 2-isopropylmalate synthase activity; protein binding. Gene Ontology annotation, biological process: L-leucine biosynthetic process. Bases 1 to 1887 code for a protein of 628 amino acids. Lineage: Eukaryota; Viridiplantae; Streptophyta; Magnoliopsida; Brassicales; Brassicaceae. The transcript is spliced from 15 exons.